UAUUAUCAAUAUAGUAUUAACGUAGCAACACAAGUUUUUUUUAUAAGUUAUUUAAUGCUAGACUUUAAACGGUAAAUGACAAUCAUGGCAUUGUCCAAACUCCAAACAUAUUCUCAUUUUUUUUUUGGUAGGCAACAUAUUCUCAUUUUUAUAUGCAAGCAAUUUGUUUUUUAUUCACAUUUUACCAGGGAAGUACAAAGACUAGAGAGGAAAUAUAUAAUUUAUUAGAAUUUGCUCUCUGCAAUUGUAACAGUGAAUCGACAUAAUCUUCCACAUUAUCUGUAUUCUAAAUUCUAAAUAUCUAUAGAAUUGAUACAUAAUCUUCCACUUCAUCAGUAUUCUAAAGAAUUGCAAAAUGUUUACCAGGUUUGUCUUUAUCUCUGGUUUUUUGUCAUCAAUUACAACCCUGACAGUAUUUUUGCAUAUACUAACAGAGAUAAAUAUGAUUAACAUUUUUUUAAUUUUACAAAUCAUUUUAAAAUAUUGUUAAUACAAUUUAUGCACCUUGUCUCUUUUGGAUAUUCUCUUUUGGCAACACUAACAUUUACUCCAAAGGAGUGGACACAAACAUACUACAAUUUUCAAUUCUCUCUGUCUCUCUAAUGCCUUGUCUCUUCUAGUUUUCCUAUAUCUCCCUUUCAUUUUGAAAAAUAAUCAAGUUCCAUAUAUAUUCAUUUUUUAUUUUCUCCAAUAAUUGUAAUUGUAACUUAGCAGAAUCACAAUUUCAGAAGGGCAUGACAUUCAAUGGCUACCUAUAUCUCCUCUACCUUGGUCUCUUGACUCUUAUUAUUAGCUCCUCUGUUCUAAUGAUGGCUGCAGCUGUUACUGAUCCUACUACACUUGUUGACCAUACUUCUCUAAACCGUAGCAAUUUUCCCAAAGGUUUCAUUUUUGGUACAGCAUCCUCCUCCUACCAGUAUGAAGGUGCUGCAAAUGAAGGUGGAAGAGGACAAAGUAUUUGGGAUAACUAUACUCAUAAAAAUCCAGAAAAAAUAUUGGAUAGAAGCAAUGGAGAUGUAGCUGUUGAUCAGUAUCAUCGAUAUAAGGACGAUGUUGCAAUCAUGAAGUAUAUGAAUACAGAUGCAUACAGAUUCUCCAUCUCUUGGCCAAGGAUAUUGCCAAAAGGAAAAGUAAGUGAAGGUAUAAACCAAGAAGGAAUCAAAUAUUACAACAACCUGAUCAAUGAGUUACUUAAUAACGGUCUGAUACCAUUUGUGACCCUUUUCCAUUGGGAUCUUCCCCAAGCCUUACAAGACGAGUACAAUGGCUUCUUGAGCCCCGAUAUUAUAAAUGAUUUUCAGGACUACGCCGAGAUAUGCUUCAAGGAAUUUGGAGACAGAGUGAAGCAUUGGAUUACUCUUAAUGAGCCACACUCUUAUAGUAUGGGUACAGAGCCCUACAUGGCCUCGCACAACCAACUCCUUGCUCAUGCUGCUGCUGUCAAACUUUAUAGAACCAAGUACCAGGAUUCUCAAAAUGGUUCAAUAGGCAUCACCUUAAAUUGUCACUGGUUUUUGCCGUUCUCAAAUGACACAUUAGAUCAUCAAGCUGCCCAACGCGCUCUUGAUUUCAUGUUUGGUUGGUUUAUGGAGCCAUUGACAACAGGAGAGUAUCCACAAAGCAUGGUGUCUUUUGUAGGAAAUCGUUUACCGAAGUUCACUACAGAGCAAUCCAAGAUGCUUAUUGGAACAUUUGAUUUUAUUGGAAUCAAUUAUUAUACCUCCAAUUAUGCUGCCAAUAUACCAUAUUCAAAUAAUGACACAAGCAAACCUACCUAUUUCAAAGAUACUCACGUCAAUUUAACAACUGAGCGUAACGGGAUACCAAUUGGACCAAGGGCUGCUUCACCUUGGCUAUUUAUUUAUCCAAGGGGGAUUCAGGAACUACUAUUGUACACAAAGACAAAGUAUUACAAUCCUUUGAUUUACAUAACAGAAAAUGGUAUGGAUGAGAUCAAUGAUCCAACGCUAUCACUUGAAAAAUCGCUUAUGGAUACUUACAGAAUUGAUUACUAUUAUCGUCAUCUUUAUUAUAUUUCAUCUGCAAUCAAGCAUGGUGUGAAAGUGAAAGGAUAUUUUGCAUGGUCACUUUUGGACAACUUUGAAUGGAUGGCCGGAUUCACCAGGCGUUUUGGAAUUAACUUUGUUGAUUACAAGGAUAAUCUUAAAAGACACCAUAAGCACUCUGCCCAUUGGUUUAGGAAUUUUCUUAAAAAAGAUUAGAGUUACAGCUUUUGAUGUCAUGAGGAUUACUUUUCUACAUAAAUGACAAGGCCGGCACAAAACAUUUUGAAGCUCAAGACAAAUUAAAAAUUGAGACCCUUUGAAGAUGAAAAAAAAUAAUAAAAUAAGGUUUUAUAUGAAAGUCAAUAAUUUAUAUGAUCAUCAUAUGAUUUGAGGUCUUGUGUAGUAAAACAUUGA
Molecule: messenger RNA, 2420 nt
Organism: Trifolium pratense (red clover)
Lineage: Eukaryota; Viridiplantae; Streptophyta; Magnoliopsida; Fabales; Fabaceae
Product: beta-glucosidase 12-like
Exons: 13
Coding region: 735-2222 (495 amino acids)
Biological process (GO): carbohydrate metabolic process
Molecular function (GO): beta-glucosidase activity
Source: RefSeq, a predicted model, not a curated record